GAUAGGAGGCAUGGGGUUUUGGACAGUAGUACAUGACAGCUCAUCAUGGAUCAUAAUUUUUUUAACUCCUAGAUUAAAUAUCUUAAAGGGAGGUGAAUAAUGGGGAUGGGGGGUGGAGAAUGGCAGAUGGGGAAUAGUGACAUAAAGCAAAACAGAAAAAAUGGCGAAGGUUUUCUCCCAUUGUGGACUUCCUAAUUUUUUGGUACAUUUUCUUUUUUCAUUUUAGUAGAUUGGUCUGCUUCUAACGAGAACUCCCAGCAAUACCAGUAGCAGCUUACACAAUGGCCGCAGGAGUAGCAGCAUGGUUGCCUUUUGCUCGAGCUGCUGCUAUAGGAUGGAUGCCAGUGGCUACAAAUCCCAUGCCGAAUGCUCCCCGGCAGGAGAGGAAACGAAGCCAGGACUCUCUAAUUGUGCUGAACGUGAGUGGCACCCAGUUCCAGACCUGGUUAGACACCCUGGAACGCUAUCCUGACACGCUGCUGGGCAGCUCAGAGCGGGAUUUCUUCUACCACCCAGAGACACAGCAAUACUUUUUUGACCGGGACCCUGACAUCUUCCGACAUAUCCUUAACUUCUAUCGCACUGGGAAGUUACACUACCCCCGUCAAGAAUGCAUCUCAGCCUAUGAUGAGGAGCUGGCCUUCUUUGGUAUAAUCCCUGAAAUCAUUGGUGAUUGCUGCUAUGAGGAAUACAAGGAUCGACGGAGGGAGAAUGCUGAGCGUCUUCAGGAUGAUGCUGAUCAGGAUAAAGCUGAUGAAAGCAAUUUGCCUUCCAUGACAGCUCGGGAGAGGAUGUGGCGGGCUUUUGAGAACCCACAUACCAGCACGUUGGCCCUGGUCUUCUACUACGUUACGGGCUUCUUCAUUGCUGUUUCCGUCAUUGCCAAUGUGGUGGAGACAGUGCCCUGUGGGAUAAGUCCUGGUGCCAUCAAGGAGCUGUCCUGUGGAGAGCGUUAUGAUGUGGCUUUCUUCUGUCUGGAUACGGCCUGUGUCAUGAUCUUCACAGUUGAGUAUCUGUUGCGUCUGGUGGCUGCCCCAAGCCGUUACAAGUUUGUUCGUAGUGUUAUGAGCAUCAUUGAUGUUGUGGCCAUUAUGCCCUAUUACAUUGGUCUUGUGAUGACCAACAAUGAGGAUGUCAGUGGGGCCUUUGUAACACUACGUGUAUUCCGGGUCUUCCGGAUCUUUAAGUUUUCCCGCCACUCACAGGGUUUGCGCAUCCUGGGCUACACUCUGAAAAGUUGUGCAUCAGAGCUUGGCUUUCUCCUCUUUUCUCUCACUAUGGCCAUCAUAAUCUUUGCUACAGUGAUGUUCUAUGCUGAGAAAGGCUCAUCAGCCAGCAAAUUCACCAGCAUUCCUGCCUCCUUCUGGUAUACCAUUGUCACUAUGACCACCUUGGGGUAUGGUGACAUGGUGCCGAAGACAAUAGCUGGGAAGAUCUUUGGUUCAAUAUGUUCCCUGAGUGGGGUUUUAGUCAUUGCCCUUCCAGUUCCUGUCAUUGUCUCCAACUUCAGUCGCAUCUACCACCAGAAUCAGCGAGCAGAUAAGCGCAAGGCACAAAAGAAAGCCAGGCUUGCUAGAAUCCGUGCAGCAAAGAGUGGGAGUGCCAACGCUUAUAUGCAGAGCAAAAGAAAUGGCUUACUCAGUAACCAGCUGCAGUUAUCUGGUGAAGAACAAGAGGCCUUUGUUAGCAAAGCUGGUUCGUCCUUUGCAAUCCAGCACCACCAUCUGCUUCACUGUCUGGAAAAAACCACGAACCAUGAAUUUGUGGAUGAACAAACAUAUGAAGAAAGCUGCAUGGAGGUUUCUACUGUCAACAGACAUUCCAGCCACAGCCCUUCUCUCUCUUCCCAACAAGGAGUUACAAGCACGUGCUGUUCGCGGCGACAUAAAAAGACAUUUCGCAUCCCAAACACCAACCUAACUGGCAGCCGCCCAAGCAGUGUCCAAGAACUCAGUACCAUUCAGAUCAGAUGCAUGGAGAGAACACCUUUGUCUAACAGCCGAUCCAGUUUAAAUGCCAAAAUGGAAGAGUGCGUUAAACUAAACUGUGAGCAGCCUUAUGUAACCACAGCAAUAAUCAGCAUUCCAACACCACCUGUGACCACACCAGAAGGAGAUGAUAGACCAGAAUCUCCAGAGUAUUCAGGAGGAAACAUUGUCAGAGUAUCUGCUUUAUAAAACAGUUAGAAUAAAGACCACUUAGAAGCUGAACUGCAGCAAAGAAAAUACAGUUCUGAGGGAAGAGGGACACAAUAGCCCUUUGUUGAGUGGAACAGCAACAGAUGAUGGAAGCAUUCUGGAGAUACAAAACAUGGUGGGUUUUCGUUACUGAAUUGUGUGCAGUGGCAACCAAAUGGAAUUUCUACACGUCACUUGAACUUUUCUGGAGCAAACUCUUCUGUGACUCUUUUGAUUUAUUCUAUGAGCACAAUGAAAUGUCCCCCAUUGAUGCUUCUUCUUACCAUGAAAAAUCUUUUUAAUAAAAUACCUUAAAAAAAUUUUUUCAGACCGUUUAUGUUGUAACCGAAUGCAAAAUCAAGGAUGGAAACAAUGUUUUGAUAAUGUGUUCUCUUUUUUCUUGUUAAUAAACCAUGAACCUGUUGACAAACUGACAAAAAGAAUGAAAGAGAGAGAGAAAUGGCUCAUAAAAUAUUUGUACUGACUGAAAGAAACACAACCAUAAUGCAUGUGAAAAUUCUUUGGAGCUGUGAUCUGAGUUUAUUUCUGUUGUUUUUUCAGGUUAGGCAUGAUAACAUUUUACUGUAGAAAAGGGGCAUUUCUGUGCACUUACAAAAAAGCUGAUUGUUAACGUCCCAUGGUAGUUGUACAAAUAACUUCCUUUUGCAGGGAGAAAUGAAGUAUUUCUUACUCAAAAACACUCAUUAGUGAAACUGAGAUGUUCAGUUAGUUCAAUAUUUCUCAUUGUUCUUGCUUCCUUGGUACUGUUACAACUGCAAUAAUUCAAUGUACAUCUGUUGUAUCAGGGAUCAGGCUUUUAUUUAUAUAACUGCACAAACUCAACUACGCAGAUAAAACAAUACAUGGGUAGACAGUACAAUAUUUUAUGUAAUUUUGCAGGGAAAGUUUUAGAUAAUUUCAUAACCAAAACUGUUGUACCACAAAUGUAGGUUUUGGAACUUUUAAAAAAUCAUGUUUAUUUUAAUUUUCAUUACCCUGUAAUUCCUUAAUGCCAAUCAUUGCCUUUUGUUACAUUUCAUUCCUUUGAAUGUCAAGGGGCUUCAUAAAUUAGCAAAGGAAGCCUGUUUUAUGAACACCUCUUUUUUUUUCCUGAACAAAAUGAACAGUCUUCCUAGUGUAGUGUUAUAAUGUAAUUGUCAUCUGAGGUAACAAUAACAGGGUUUGGUGAUUUGUUUAUCUCUGAAACCUCACUGCUAUUGUGUACUAAUAUUGGACAAGCUGAGUACUAGGAGACAUUCAAUUAAUAUUUGCAAAGGAUUACUAAAAUGUUGUUGUUUGUCAAAUUUGUAUUGUAGAACACAUAGAUAUCUGAACAAAGACUACUGCUGAAAUGGAAGAUUUGGAUCCAAUGGUGCAAAACAAUAGCUGACAUCAACAGCUGUGCCAGUGUAGGAUCAAUACACAAACGUUACAGUUUAAAUUUGUCUUUUUGUUUCUUUGUCUAAAGGAUUUUUAAAAUGGUGUUUCCAGAAGAGUAACUUCAUUCAAUAGUUGCUAAUCUGUUUAGGAAUGUGGUGGUUUCCCAUCAUUUCAAGUUGUUGAGCAAAAUUGGUAUUUCUAAGUAAAAACAUGCAACUUUGAAGUACUUCUGAAUAAACUGGUAGAUGGAUUUGUAUAGCAUCUCUAAUUUUGAGGGCCCUAUUUUGAUAGUGUAUUAUCAGAUGUAUCCUCAUCUGAUCAUUGAAUCCACUAAUGUAUGGAAGUAAGAAUGUCCUUAAGUGGUUUCUGGUCUCAAAUUAUGUUAUAUUAAAAACCAUAUUGGAUGUUGGUAAUCAGAUUCCAUGCUCAUCUGUUCUCAACCCAACUGUCUAGUGGUUUAGCCACAUCUGUUGCUGUAGUUUAAUGUGACCAGCAUCACAUCCAAACACAUUUCACUUUCUCAUACCACUGGAUCGUAUUCUCAUUUAUAGUUAAAUGGAUGGAAGACCGAACAAGCAAAAAACUCAUCCCAGUCCUCUAGCUGAUUGGCCCAGGUGUCAUUGCACAAGCAUAGCCAUGAGAUCCUUUGGAGAAGUGCUGCUGGGCAGGGAAAGGAGGAAAACUACACUUCACCCACACUUCUCUCCUACACUUCAGUCCCAGGCAAGAACUUGCAUGAGUGAUACAAGAAGUUACUUAGCGCUUCCAGAUGUAGCAAAUGUCCUGUCUUCUUUUGAGCUCUCUUCAUUGGAACAAGAUCAUAGUGGUAAUGUGUUGGCAUAAUUCAAGAGCAGAGGAUCACAGGGGCUGUGCUGGGGCAAAAAGGAAGCAUUCACUGGUGCAACCUUUCUUUCUUUUUCUUUUUCUUUUCUGAGGAGUAUGGCUCUUUUUGAGUCUAUUUCUUGACAACCUCUCUCUAAAAAUAGAGAACCUUCAGGGAUUCAGUCCAAUACCUUUCUCCAACCCACCAUUUUUUCACCUAUACCACUGGGGUAGGCAACCUCAUGUUCCCCCUAUGAGAUCUUCAUCUAAAACUAGUUUAAUAACUGGUAAUCUCUUAUGUGAUGCUGCAGCAGAUACUGAACUACUAUGAGAGCCUGGCAAUUUUAGUAACCUUAGGAAACAUUGUACCUCAACCUUAAUUCUAAAUGAGUAUGACCUUAUUAAAGAAGAGAGCUAUAUUGUGAUAGAUACACAUUAUUUUAAUAAUAAUCAUUUGCAUUGGAAAACCCAUUCACUACUGCAAACUGUAAAGGUUUUGUUAUAUUUGUGAAUGAAAUCUGGACUGAAUUUGUAUGAACUUGCAAACCCAGAAUUUUCUGUUCUCCUCUAACUCUGACUCCACUGAAGGUAUAGCUUCUUUUCAUUCUUAUGUCAUAGCAAAAUAAUUCCGUUCUGAAAAACCAGUUGAUGUGACCCUUUGCUCCUGCUGAGCUCUGUGCUGACUUUGCAUAUGGUGCACUAGGUGCAUGGCUAAGUGGACCUUGGCAUGCUUCACUAUGUGCUGGCUGUGCACAUUAAUCUAAUCAAGCAGAGAACGGUGACACGAGGAUUACCAUCUGAACUCACAAUUAACUUUGAAAAUAAUUGGCUUUGUUUGUCCUUUGUGCUGAAACCAUGUCUGGAUUUAAGACUGCCCUAAUAUUAACAAUUUGCAACAGCUUCUUGUUUAUUUGAAGUCACAUUGAACUUCUUAAUCAAACAUUUGGAUGUUCUUUUGCUAACAGAAGGUAGCAGUUAUAGAAAGCUGCUGGAGAUGAAGGUCCUGAUCCCGGAUGUAAUCUGCAUGCAGAAACCAGGUUUUUACACACAGGUCUGCUACAUUAGUGGCUUACCAACCAUGGCUGUGCAAGAGAAAGAAGAACAGAUCCAACAAUGUAGUGCUGCAUGUGAAACUCCAUGCCUUUCCCCAUGCAGGCCCCUUUGCACCCCAAACCUGUGCACUAUGCAGUGAUGGCCAACAAAUGUUGUAGCAUUCCCACUACCUCCUUUUUCCAUCCUGUGGUUCUUCUGGUCAGGACCAACUCUGUUCUAAGCAGUAUUACAGGCCACAUAACUGAAUGCUGUUCCAUUUCAUAUAGAUAUGAAAGCAAAGCACAGCUAUGCUCACCUAACAGGUGGCAUUCCAGCCGUGUGACCUUCAUUUAAUUCCUUGCCCUUGGAUUUGGUAAGAUUUUGCAUAAUGCUAGUCCACCCAUCUAUCAUGCAAAAAUAUUAUGAUUUUUUUUCCUCUGAAAUUCAGAAGCUGAAAAAAUAUUUUAGUGUUUUAGGUGAUUUAAAUGCUGUUUUUCAGUAGUGAAUGACUUGGCGACUGUGUAAAAUGCAUCUGUACUGUAAAUGAAAUGUAAUUAUUUCUGUGUAUCACACAAAGAAACCAAGGUUGUUUUUUGGACCAAUUUUUGUUUUGAAAUUCAUAUUGUACUUCAGAAGGGCAGCAUAGCAAGAUGUGUUAUGCUGAAUAAAUCAGACAUCUGAGGAAUAUUUAAAUAAAACAUCUGCAUGCUUGAAUGGGA
Molecule: messenger RNA, 6130 nt
Organism: Hemicordylus capensis (graceful crag lizard)
Lineage: Eukaryota; Metazoa; Chordata; Lepidosauria; Squamata; Cordylidae
Gene: KCND2
Product: potassium voltage-gated channel subfamily D member 2
Exons: 6
Coding region: 282-2177 (631 amino acids)
Biological process (GO): protein homooligomerization; potassium ion transmembrane transport
Cellular component (GO): voltage-gated potassium channel complex; membrane
Molecular function (GO): voltage-gated monoatomic ion channel activity involved in regulation of postsynaptic membrane potential; protein binding; A-type (transient outward) potassium channel activity
Source: RefSeq, a predicted model, not a curated record